Messenger RNA from Siniperca chuatsi (mandarin fish), 2956 nucleotides. RefSeq lists its product as uncharacterized. Bases 444 to 2300 code for a protein of 618 amino acids. The transcript has 8 exons. Lineage: Eukaryota; Metazoa; Chordata; Actinopteri; Centrarchiformes; Sinipercidae. The record is from RefSeq and is a predicted model, not a curated record.
UCAGUUGAGGUUAAGGAGCUGUCCGUUCAGCAGCACCAGGAGCUGAUAUGGCCCUUUGGGAAAGAACGAGACACAAUAUGCAAAAGUAGGCAGAGGAAAAUGAACGAGGACUAGAUGCACUGGAAGGCAACAGCACGGUUAUCAUAAAGCAGACGUCAAAGCCGUCGGUUUGAAUAAAUCGUGCAGAUUUGAAGCAUUUGGGUGGCAGCAGGCGGACAUACGUAGAGAAGACGGAGACUUUCAGUCAGUGACGCUGAGCUGCACAACAACAAGCCUUCACCUUGCUUUCUACACUAGACUAUCCUGAAUUUGUAUCCGUAAGAACUGCAUUUUUGGGGUUUUUUUUUUUUUUUUUUUUUUGCACAUUGCAAGAGAAGCUCUGCGUCCUCCAGGUAUAGCGAUCCGUCAUGAACUCUGGAAGCAGGCACUGAGACGAGACAGAGAUGCUGAUGUUUGGGACGCUCCAUCGCCUCCUCCUGGCUGGGACCUGUCUCUGUGUCUAUGGAACCCCUGUCCGCCUCCCAAACUUCACCCCCACUCAGGACAGCGGCUGUGACGAGCAGUGUGCCGUCUUAGUAACAACUGUUGGGUCAACGAACGCCCCAGAUGUAAAGUCUGAACCCUCAGAUACAGGUGCAGGAGGAGGGGCUGGCUCACAUGGACAACCUCAGGCGAUAGCUCCAGUGACGCAGACAGAAAACGGGGACAGCCUUGAUGGGAGAUUUGGGCCGAGUGAAGUAGGCGGAGAGGCGUGGAGCCAAAAGAGCGAGGUAAAGAAGGUCGGGAGCAUGUCUGAGAUGGGAGACGCUCAGAGACAGUCGGAGGCAGCUUCAGUGCUGCCUGUUGAUCCAGAGGGUAGAAAGGAGGACAAACCUGUCACCAGUGGGCCUAUAUUAAGUUCUACAGGUGGGAGAAAGCAGCUGGACAUAGCCGUGAGUAUCACAAGGUUGACUCCAGAUGGAUUUUUACCCUCCUCCACAGCACCACCACAGCUGAGCAUCACAGCCAGAGAGAGCAAAGACCAAGGUGGGGAGGACCCAACAAAGCUACCUGGUCGUGGUGAUUCUCUCCAGGAUAAAGACCCAGAAACAAGCUCACCAUCCUCUACAGAACCUCCAAAUCCUGGAGCACGGGUCCAGAAACUGACCUCCCACAGUCCCAUCCCGCCAUCGGUUUUUGUCUCCUCCACACCUUUGUCAAUUUGGGGCCACGAUGGAGCUACAAUAUCCUCCCUCCCAGAUCCCCUGUUACCUGAAAUUGGACCAAACCUGAUGCCCAGAGAGGAUGGGCCAGAAAGCCUGUGGACUGAGGCAGCGAGGCCCAGUGGAGUGGACACUGUGGUCCCGCUGUCUCAGGAUGAAGCCACAGAGGGCACCAUGUCAUCGGAGGCUCUCCCUCUCAUCUUUGAGCCUUUUGAUGAUGUCACACCAGAGGGGGCACCUGCAGAAGCGGCAGCGGUCACACUGGUGGCCGGCAGCGCUCAGCCUCCUGCUGCCAUGGUGACCGGAGGAAGGCCUGUGUCAGAGGUGGACCUGGACCAGCUGGUCACCGUGGAGACAGACAGCGAUGGUCCCUCGCAUGCCCCACCCCUGCUGAUGCCAGACUGGACGUCACCUUGGCAGACGUCUGGCGCUGAGCUUCUGGAGCCAAUCAGCUCCUCUGGUCCGUCUGUUUCACAGCGACAAGCCAGAACUGAGUCGGAGGAUCAUUCUGAGAGAGGCGCUGUGAGGACGCCAAACCUUGAAGAGAACUUGCCCACCACCGGCCCCUCCUUCUCAUCCCUCCAGCGUGCUAUGACAACGGUUGCCAUGGCAACCCAUCAGUCGAUGCACAAAUCCAGAUCAGGGUUAGAGGAGGUGGAGUCUGAGGAGGAGCCAGAUGAAGAUGAGGACGAUGAGAACUCUGAGGAAUCGGUGGAGGAUGAGAGUGAAGAGGACCUAACUGAAUCACCUAAAACAUCCUCAACGCAGCCUCCUUAUAGCCUCAUCCCUCCACCUCCUGUCUGGGUUCAACGCAACCAGGGGCUGAUGAGGAGCUGGGUAGAGCUAAUCAGAGAAAAGGCGGGUUAUGUGUCUGGGAUGUUGGCCCCUGUGGGCAUUGGCAUCACUGGAGCCCUGCUAAUCGUCGGCGCCCUCUACAGCAUCCGGAUGAUUCACCGCAAAAGAAGGAACAGCUUCAAACACCAGAGGAGGAAGGUCAGACAGCCAGAGGUCAAUACGCUACUUCAACCUCGAGAGCCCGGAACCAGCCGUCAGGACCAGGCCAUGUUGCUGGCUGACAGCUCCGAGGAUGAGUUCUGAUGAGACCCUUUUGGCCUCCUUUUGUCGGUGACCAAUGGCUGAUGCGCCUGUAAAGGAGGCUCUGCGAACACCCCCGUCGCUAUGACUACCACAUCUCCUACCACCCUGGGCUGUUUGGCUAUGACUCAUCUGAUCCACAGAGUAUGACUGCGUAUAGGACACAAUUUGCACAGGCUGCGCAACGGUCAGCUUCGUAUUCCCCCCUCUUUCUAAAAGUACCAAUGUGAGCACUUUUCUGAAUGUUGUUAGGUGAUUUGACUAAUGGCUGCUCGUAAAAACAAAAUGCAUUAGUAUGGUAUUGGCAGGAUAAAAGUGUUGCCGGUAAAUUAAGGUUUUGGCUUUGUGGAGUUGAGGGGGAAAGUGUGGACCAGCGGGUUUUCUGUCAAGUAAUAAAAAAAAAGGGCUGUAGAAGAGUUACACUACAUAAACAAUGUAAAUAUAUGUACUGUAUAUGUAGCUGACUUGGGGUCAGUCGUGUUAGUGUAAAUAAAGUUUUAAUUCUUGCUACAUAUCUAAGAUUUUUCAAGGAAUUGUUUAACAUUUUGGGAAAUACGCCCAGUCGUUUCUUGCCGAGAGUUAGAUGAGAAGAUAGAUACCACUCUCAUAUUUGUCCGUUAGCUGGAGCUAGCAGCCGGUUAGCUUAUCUUAGCAUAAAG